This is a messenger RNA of Exophiala xenobiotica, 330 nucleotides long. RefSeq lists its product as uncharacterized. The coding region runs from base 1 to 330 and encodes 109 amino acids. NCBI's taxonomy places the organism in Eukaryota, Fungi, Ascomycota, Eurotiomycetes, Chaetothyriales, Herpotrichiellaceae. The record is from RefSeq and is a predicted model, not a curated record. The transcript has 2 exons.
AUGGAUGUCAAUGGAGCGAGAUGGAUCAAGGAAAGCUCGCCAUCAAGCUCAAGGCUACCAGAAGAAGCCUCCUCCCCGAACCAAGCACCGCCGGAGAGAACCCUGGACUCAAGAGCGAGAACACGACCCGUGCACGACUUGCUUGCGGAACCAGUGACAGUGUACGUAAUGAGGCUGGGGCGCCUCUCUGGAGCCUUCUCGCGGCAUUAUUGCCGCCAGGAGCCCAAUUUCAAGCUGCCACGACAUCACGAAGCAUCUCAUGAUGGGCUUAACCAGCUUCAUGGUUGCGGUCGCAAUGGCACGGAAGGAUACAACACGAGGCAUUCAUGA